Messenger RNA from Opisthorchis viverrini, 279 nucleotides. RefSeq lists its product as hypothetical. Lineage: Eukaryota; Metazoa; Platyhelminthes; Trematoda; Opisthorchiida; Opisthorchiidae. The annotation marks the transcript as partial. The transcript has a single exon. The record is from RefSeq and is a predicted model, not a curated record.
AUGCCAGCUGCGGCCUUGUCAUGCUGCGAAUAUGCGCGUCGCAGACCGCCACCGCUGAUGUACAUGAAACAGUUCGAUCGGAUUAGCAAACGUCAGCUCGCUCUGGUUGAAAGUUACCGAGUCGCCCAGGCUGAACAUUGCAAAUUGGGUCGAAGCAGUAUGGCCUUAUUGCUCGAGGCCAACAAAGCGUUCGCAGCGGGCUUGGGAAGUCUGGAACCGGAGAGUUGGCAGACCGGAUUAGAAGACUGUGGAGACUUUUACAUGCAUCGGUGGAAAGAA